Molecule: messenger RNA, 798 nt
Organism: Stylonychia lemnae
Lineage: Eukaryota; Ciliophora; Spirotrichea; Sporadotrichida; Oxytrichidae
Source: the annotation of a GenBank genome assembly
AUGGCAAAAUCAAUUGCGUAUCUACUUUUAAUUGGAGCUGUGGCCCUUCCAAGCAUCAUGGCAGAGAGAUGGGUUCAAGUCUGGAGCGAUGAGUUCAAUGGAAACUAAUUAGACAUGAGCAAAUGGUCAUACGAAACAGGUCCAGGAAAUAACAACCACGAACUUGAAUACAACACAGACAGAUCUCAGAACUCCUGGGUCUCUGAUGGGUUCCUUCACAUCCAAGCACUCAGAGAAGACUAUGGGGGCAGGCAAUAUACCUCAGCUAGAAUGAACACCAAUGGAAAGUAUUCAGUACUUUACGGGAAAAUUGAAAUGAGAGCAAAACUACCAUUCGGCUAAGGAAUGUGGCCAGCCUUCUGGCUUCUCGGUGACAACCUUAAUCAAGUCGGAUGGCCAGCAUGCGGUGAGAUUGAUAUUAUGGAGCUCAUUGGUAAGGACCCUAACAAUGUUCACUCCUCUCUUCACGCCCCUUCAUAUGACACCACUUAAAAUUACUGGCACCAAGAAGGAUUCGCAAAUGAUUUCCACACCUAUGCUGCUAACUGGCAACCAGAUAGAAUUGAAUUCUACGUCGACGGCUAACUCUUCCAAACAUAUUACAAAACUCAAUCCGGAGGUCACUGGCCAUUUGAUCAAGGACAAAAGUUCUUUAUUAUUCUUAACUUAGCUGUUGGUGGGGACUGGCCAGGAAAUCCAGACGGUUCAACUCAGUUCCCUCAACAGUACGUGAUUGACUAUGUCAGAGUAUCUGAAAUUGACUGGAGUGCUGAAAAAGAAACUCAGUUCUUGCAAUGA